Exophiala viscosa is the source of this 1512-nucleotide messenger RNA. Its product is annotated as NAD-dependent histone deacetylase SIR2. The record is from RefSeq and is a predicted model, not a curated record. Bases 246 to 1502 code for a protein of 418 amino acids. Lineage: Eukaryota; Fungi; Ascomycota; Eurotiomycetes; Chaetothyriales; Herpotrichiellaceae. Gene Ontology annotation, molecular function: protein binding. The transcript has a single exon.
GUCAUAUGCCGGAAGGAAAACCAAGCAAGCUAAGCAUUGGUGGCAUCUAUCCCGUCCUGUCACGUGAAUUUCACGACUCGGUAGAGUUGCCCGAAGACCCUGCUUAUGUAAGUCAUCGGCCAAAAUUUUGGAAACUGCGUCUGUAGAAAGCAAUGAACAGAGACUGUAAUAGCCUCCAAAGUCUCGACACUCCUGCUGCACUUCGUGCUUGAUAUUCUGGGUAGAGUGUGACAUCGGUUGAAACCAUGGCCAAAACAAAGACGAAAUCCCACUCCAAACAAAAAGACAUCCUCCACUCGACAACCACGCCCCUGGUCAAGUCGGCACCGAAAAAGUCUCAACGGUCAAUUGAGGAUCUCCUAACCGAAGCCGCAACACUCCUAGAGCAAUCUCAGCCAGAACUCGCCCUCCCUCUCGCCGAGGAAGCACUCCGCCGUCUCGAGACUGAGAGACAGUCCAAAGAUGACAACGAUAUAGAUGCAUUGCUGCAACUCGCCGCACAGGGUCAAUCUACUCUACCAGAAGCACUCGCGGUUGAGGCAGAGAUCCAACUCGCCCUAGGUGACGCCGACUCGGCGAGACGAAGUUUCCUCCGCGCUACACAGAUCGAUCCAAAUGGAGCACUGGUCAGCGCCGAGCCGUGGCUAUGGCUCGCCCAGUUAUGUGAAGGAGGAGGCAGGGAGAGCAUAUCAUACUUUGAAAAAGCGAUAGAAGUUCUGCGGAACGAGAUCGACGUACUUGAAGAUGACGAGGCAAAAGCUGAGGAUCAGAGUGUAAAAGUCUUGGACGAGAGGAAGGCCAAACUCGCAGAUGCGCUGUGCGCAAUGGCCGAGGUAUACAUGACGGAUCUGAGUUGGGAAGAGGACGCAGAGCAACAUUGCGAGCAGUUCGUCACCGAAGCAGUCGCUGUUUGUCCCGACCGGAUGAGUGCAGGAGUUUUGCAGACACUAGCGAGUGUGAGAAUAAGCCAGGAACGCUUCGACGACGCCAGACAGGCGCUACGGCGCAGUGUCGAGAUUUGGAAGGACAUUCCCGCAGACGUGGAUGAUGAGGCGCGACCAAAUUUCGCUACCCGCGUCAGUCUGAGCAGGUUGCUAAUGGAAGUUGAGGCUGAAGCAGAAGCCAUGACUGUGUUGGAAGGCUUGGUGCGAGAAGACGAUCAAAGCGUCGAGUGCUGGUACUUGGGUGGAUGGUGCCAGGUCCUCAUGGCGCAGAAACCAGACGCAGCCCCAGAGUACCAUACAAAGAGCCAGGAAGCCUCCAAAAUAUGGCUGGAUAACUGUCUGAGACUAUAUCGCGUGCAAGAUUAUGAGGAUGAUAGGCUCAAGGAUCAUGCGCUUGAGUUGGUUCAGCAAUUAAAUAAGGAUUUAGGGAUGGAAGAUCAAAUGGAUGAUGACGAAGCUUGGGAAGACGAGGAAGAGCAGGACGAAGAUGAGGACGGUGACCUUGAGGUGGAAGGUGCACAUGAGAACCAUGCAGAUGGUGACGUCGAGAUGAGCUAGGUACCCUCGG